UGUAGACGAUUUGGUUAAUGGAGUUUGCCUCCCAUCAACUGUCUGUUUAGAACGUCGCCAUUGGGUUACGUUUUAUUGUAUAUAGUUUAUUAUGAGUGUAUAAAUCCCGUAAUUGUACAUGUAAACCAUGGAUAUUUUGAAUGUUAGGGAUUAAUAGUUGAUGGACUCUUUUAUAGAAGCACGGAUGGGAUCCAAGGCGAAGCAUCCCAAACGAAAACAAAUACAUAUACCUCAAAAAUGCAUCGACCAGGUAAAUAUGGUUAAAGUGCCGAAAACCGUCAAAAAAUGAUUAAAAAUUACGGUAAUUCUCAAUUAAUGUGUACAUUUAAUAAAAUAUGUUACACAUUGAAAAUCACCAAGUUUUCUUCAAGUGUUAUUCUAAAUGGUGUUGACAGUUAUGUUAGUUAUAUGAGUUUUUGCGCUAUUAAUUGGGGUGCAAUAAGUGUUUUGAUGUGAAACUAUGGUUUCGUCAGUUAAAAGAAGUCCUCAACGGUUCAUAAUGAUUGACAAAUAAACUAUUUCCAUAAGAAUGCUAGGUUAGGUUAAGAUUUGUGCGGAAUAAAUCGUUAUCGUGAUGUUUUCUUUUCGUAAUACAGAUUUAUUAGCAAACAUUAUGUUGGGGUGAGAGAAACCUCGUUCGUGGAGAUGGAUCGGGAAGUUCCGAGUGUUCCCAUCACCACGUUAGCAGGGGUGGCGAGUCUUUCGGAUUUGCUUCCGGAGAUGCCACUACCUACCCCAGUACCUCAAACUAUGAGUAACACCCUACUUUUUCAUCCGAGAGUAGCGGAAGAAGCUCAAAACUUGCUCGGUUUGAGAGAUGACGCUCUUAUACCCCAGUUAGUGCAUUCUUUAGUACAAACAUCGGCAAGUCAUAUAGAUGUGAAAGACCAUUAUGCUCGAUUAGAACAUGGUGUUGAACAGCAGGACGGUAUGCCGGAACUAUUGAAGGGAGUAUUGUGUACAAACCCAGAUGUAUUUAAUGAUAAUGCCACGGUGCAACCUCAACAACAACCUCAAUGCAAUCAUACUGAUGAAAUUUCUGUUGAACCACCUCCUUCCAAUUCGACUAUUCCACCAUCGCAGGAUCAUAGUGUAUUGGAAAGUAAUCCGUCUCCAACAGCUGUAACAGUGCCUACAUCAGUGUCACAAGUUCACCGGCCAUCAGUAAUUACUGAACAGCAAAAGCCUGCGGUGCCAGUCGUUAACUGUCAUAAUAUGAACAUAUCUCAAAAAGAUAGUAAUCAAAAUCCAAUCGGUUUGGAAUCUGAAAAUGUGCAAUAUAAUUCAAACAGUAAUACAAUGGAUUUAUUAAGGCAACAUCACCAACAGACGAGCGGUUCGUCCCCGCCACAAGCAACGGACGCACCCGCUUCAACAGUCGUACCUGCCACCUAUCCUCUUGAAAUUGAUAGUACGAAAGUAGACGCGCCCGCUGAAACACAUCCCGCUUCCCAGGAGCUGGAUCAAAACGGCAGCCUAUUAACUUCAUCUACUACCUUAGUUGAUACUACAGAAAGCUUGUCGACGAAGGGAGAUUCAAUUCCGAUAUUUCAACCGGUAGUAAAAUUAGAACGAUUGUUUGUCGAGGUUGCAGACCCUAAAACAAACCAUACGAAAACAGCUAGGUCGGGAAAAACUCACGAUGGUAAGACGAUAGAGGACGGGUCAGAAUCGGAACUGGAAGAAUCGCCUAAGAAAGUGAAGAAGGAUCGAAAAAAUAAUGUUAACGAAGACGAGGAUUAUGCGCCUGAUAUUUUUUCGACGUUAGCGAGUGGUACGAAGCGAAAAAAGAAUGUUUACAAGGACGACAAGCAAGAGUCGGUUGUUGUUGUUAAACCGAAACUGAGAAGAGUUGAAAAGGAAUUUGUACCUGUAUUAGAAAAGUUGUCAUUCGAGGAAUUAAUGGAGAAGAAUACGUAUCAAAGGUUUAAUAAGACUGUCGAUUUGGUUGUUAAAAGUGCAGGUGAUCACGAUACUCCAGAGAUAGGUGAAGACGGAAUGGUGCAAGAUGAAUAUUUAUUGAGUAGAGUCGUAAUGCAAGCUUUAUCGACGGAAACUGCAAAGUUGAAGACGUUGGGAGCGACCGAAAUGAUUCCGACCGAUAAAUUAUUGCGGGUAUUAAGUAUUAUGGAAUUAAAUAUACGGGGCGGUGACCGUGUGUCACCUAUUUCGGAUGAAGACAAUGAAACGAUACGACAAAUAUGGAUGGAGACUACAAUGGAACGAGUGAUGGGUGCUGCCGAUGCUUGCCUUGUAUCUCUCUACAUAAUGACAUCACCUAAUAUGCCAAAACGUAUAUAUUUAGAAGAUGUUAUUGACAGGGUGGUACUCUUCAUAAAGUAUCAGCUUCAUAAUACCAUUUUUCCCUCAUUCGAUUGUACUUACAGAUUAGAUAACAAAAAGAAAGAUGGAAGGAGGAAAAAAUCUGCACAAAUAUCAGAAAGAAGCAUCGUAGUGUUGUACAAUAAAAUAACCGAAAUGGUAAAUUUAUUAGCGGAACUUCUUAGCAUACAAGUUUUAACGGAUACGUCUGUUCUGCACGCAUCUUCCAUGGGCGUUUCCCCAUUUUUUGUUGAAAACGUUAGUGAACUGCAGUUGGCAUGCUUAAAACUUGUAACCACGAUCUUCACCCGCUACGAGAAUCACAGAAGAUUGUUAUUAGACGACAUCUUGGCUUCGAUAGCGCGUCUUCCAAGUACCAAACGAAGUUUACGUACUUAUAGGCUGAAUAGCGAAGAACACAUUCAAAUGUUAACGGCGUUAGUGUUGCAGUUAAUCCAAUGUAUUGUAGCUCUUCCUGAGAAUUUGGCGAACGAGAAGAAUACAGAGAAUAGCGACGUUAGAAAGGUGGACAAAGACGUACUAAUUUGUAAUAAAUACGAGAAGGCUACGUCAACUGCCGGAACAUUUUUAGCUGUGUUUUUAAGUAAAUGUGGGAGUAAGAAUGAGGACAUUGACUAUCGACCGUUAUUUGAAAAUUUCGUGCAAGACUUGCUGUCCACUGUAAAUAAACCGGAAUGGCCUGCCACGGAGUUACUGUUAACUUUGUUAGGGAAAAUGCUAGUGAAAAAUUUUUCAAAUAAAGGCACAGAUAUGUCACUUCGAGUGGCCAGCUUAGACUAUUUAGGUGUUGUUGCGGCACGUUUGAGAAGGGACGGUAUAUUGUCUCAGGGGAAAAGGAGUACCAUUGAUCAAAUGGUGAAGGAUAUUAAAUCCGAAGAACGAAAGGACAGCGACGAAGAUUCUUUGACAAAAAAGAAGCGCGUAGAAAUCGAAUCGGAAGAAGAACGAAUUCAAUUUUUACAACGCGUGUUGUUGGAUUUUUUAGCAGUUGAUGCACAAAAUAAUGAGGCCUUAAGACAUGCGCGACACUUUUACAUUGCUCAAUGGUACAAAGAUGCGACAAAUCAGAAAUCAUUUCUAGCCGGUAGUGAUAGAAAUAAAAGAAGCAAUACUAAGGAUAAUCAUCGAAAGCAUAAAGUCCAUAGCGAAAGUAUGGACGAAUCUGAGACUGAGGAACAGGUGGAAAGGCUAAAAGAUGCGUCUACCGAUCAAGAAAAUGCGGAAAAGUACAGAAUUAUUGAGGCGAGGAAAAAAUUUUUGAUAAGCAGGAUUCGACCAUUUCGUGAAACGAUCUCGGCCGGAAAUCGUGUGCAAGUGUUCCAAACUUAUAUUGACUAUAAUAGUGCCGAACUUAUUGCGCAAUAUUUGGCUUCCAAAAGAAAUUUUUCUUUGAGUUUCGAUCAAUACUUGAAAGCGAUCCUUAUUGUACUGAAGGAGACGUCGAUAGCAAUCCGUACAAAGGCACUGAAAUGUCUCACGACGAUUGUAGAAAUUGAUCCCUCAGUAUUAGGGAGGCACGACAUGCAAAUGGGUGUAAACCAUAGCUUUCUUGAUCACGCAACUUCGGUUCGAGAGGCGGCAGUGGACUUAGUAGGAAAAUUUGUUCUUAGUAGACCGGAGUUGAUCAGCAAAUAUUACGAAAUGCUAUCCGCCAGAAUAUUAGAUACGGGAGUUAGUGUGCGAAAAAGGGUAAUAAAGAUAUUAAAGGAUAUUUGUAUCGAGUGUCCGGAUUUUCCUAAAAUUCCGGAAAUAUGUGUGAAAAUGAUCAGAAGGGUCAAUGAUGAAGAAGGGAUUAGGAAAUUGGUGAUGGAGGUCUUUCAAAAUAUGUGGUUUACACCCACCAAAGACACGUCUUUGCUAAGAAAGGUUAUGAAUAUCACUGACGUUGUCGCUUCGUCUAAGGAAAUCGGCUUAGAAUGGUUCGAGCAACUUUUGCUUAGUUUAUUCAAGCCAAAGGAAGAUAAGGAUGAUUCAACAAAGAUUCAAACGGAACCUCCGAAAGCUUUACUCCUCGCUUGUAGGCAAAUUGUCGAUUGUCUUAUAGAAAAUGUACUAAGGCUAGAAGAAUCGGACUCCGAUACGUCCGGUGCCUCUCAGCGAUUAGUCGCCUGUUUAACUACUCUUUACCUAUUUGCUAAGAUUAGACCUCAGUUAUUAGUAAGGCACGCUAGUACUUUACAACCUUAUCUAAGCUUAAAGUGCGAAUCCAACGGAGACAUACAGAUUAUUAGUAGCGUCGCAAGAAUGUUGGAAUUAGUCGUACCUUUAAUCGAACAUCCCAGUGAAACGUUUCUAGCGCAGUUGGAAGAAGACUCGAUGAAGCUAAUCCUUCAACACGAUCGACCUAUUGUCGCGAGCUGUUUGUCAUGCCUGGGAUCUGUCGUUAACAAUGUUACUAGAAAUUUUAAGCUUAUACGGGAUUGUUUUAAAAAAUAUUACGACUACUUAGCGAAAAUUAAAGUGUGGCUGUCCACCGAAACUGGCGCUGUCGCUUUAGCAAAUAUUAAAUGGAGGCAGUAUUUUAGGAGGGCGCUCUUCAUAGUGGGAUUAUUAUUGAGGCACUUCAAUUUUAAUGAUCCCGAAGUUGUGGGCGAGUUACCGAACAAUAUCAAAGAUUUAGUAUUCGAGUUGUUCUCAUUUUUUCUUCAACAAGAUGAUCAAGACAUUCAAGCGAAUACGUUAAAGGCAAUCGGUUCUAUUUGCAUUCGACAUUACGAAUUUAUGUUGGAAACCGAUUUAAAAUCUUUCUACCAUCGUAUGUUAACAUCGGACGAUGCUCCCUUAACGAUGAAAUCUGAAGUUUUGAUUAACAUCGAAAUGUAUUUGUUGGAGGAAGAAAGGCGCAUGAUUCAGCAGGACUUGGAGUGGGCGAAACGAUCGAAAGAAGAAAAUUUGAAAGAAAUGGGAGAUAUAUCUUCGGGCAUGGCUAGCGCAGUUAUUCAGCAUUAUUUAAAAGAAAUUUUACAGUCGUAUCUACAUCCGAAUAUUCAAGUACGACAGCCUGCGUUGAGAGUGAUACAGUUAAUUUUGCAACAAGGACUAGUGCAUCCCGUUCAGAUUGUCCCUUAUCUUAUUUGCAUGAGUACGGAUUGUGAAAAAAUUGUUUCGCACAGCGCCGAUAAGCAAUUGCUCGACUUGGAGAAAAAAUAUCCGGGUUUUAUUCACACAAAAUCCUCUUUAGGAAUCCGUUUAUCCUAUCAAUUGCAAAGGAUUCUGCAAGAGACAUCUGUUAUAGUUAGGGGCUUUCGGAUAAAGGUGCAAGGUGAAUAUCCUACUGCAUUAAAUGGAUAUUUAUAUUCAAUACUUAGAAAUUCUCGACAACAGAGACGUGCCUUAGUCUUAAAUAUUUUAAAGCAAUUUGAUGAACAAGUGCAUACUAGCUUAUCGUAUAUGUUAUAUCUAGCCGAUAAUCUCGCGUAUUUUCCAUACAUGGUACAAGAUGAACCACUAUUUAUAAUACAUCACAUCGAUAUAAUGAUCUCAUUUUCUGGAACAAAUCUGUUACAAUCGUUUAGGGAGGGGUUGAUAAUGACAGAUGCUCAACAACAAGCUUUGCAUUCAUCUCAAGAUGGUAUUGCUGUUAACCAAGUUUCUGCACUUGACGAAGAUGACGACGAUGAGGAGUUGCUAGUUACUCGUGUACCUGAAGAUACAUCACAUUUGCAAUCAUGUUUAACCGCUGCUCAAGGAUGUUUGUUACUUUUAAUGUUAAAACAACAUCUUAAAGAUUUGUACGGCGUCAGCGAUAGCAAAAUACAGCAAUAUUCACCUUCGGAGCCGGCGAAAGUUUACGAAAAAGCGGCGAGUCGACGAAGUAAUGCUCAUUUUAAUCCCAAGGGUAUCGUUAACAAACUGAAAGAAGGUUCUCCAUCCGAAUAUCUAAAUGAUGAAGGGCGAAAGGAUCUAAUCAAUCAGUAUUUAGAUUUUAAACAAUUAAUGUUGAAACUAGAUCCGGAUGAUCCAGAUGAUGAAGAAAACGCUAAAGUUCUAGCUGCGUUAGGCAAUACAACGGCAAACUCAAAUGCAAUUGCGGUUGUUGGUUCGCAGGCGGGAAUGAAUUCGGUUACUACGGUCUCAGGCGUUGGUGGUGAUGGGGGUGGUCCGACGUUAACUGAGGAUGAUCGACUCGCCCUCACUUCGUAUAAAGAUCAUUCAACACCAAAAGUGCCCAAACUCGUUAUUUCAAAUCGGCGCCUCGACAGUGACAGACGGACACCACGAACUAAUCGUACUACCGAAAAGACUAAAAAACAUAGACAAAAAAAGAAAAGACGAAAGUUCACUAAUUCGUCGGGUGAUGACAGUGAAAAUGAUUAUAGUGAUCCGGACUUUAUGGCCUAGCCAUUCUGUAUAAUGGUGUGUACAGUAAGAUUUAGCGUACUAUUAAUUAAUAACGGCGGUAAAUAAAUUUUAUUAAGAAUUUCUAUAAAUUAUAAACAAAUUUUCUAUAAAUUUAAAAUAAGAUUUGUACCAUUUGAAAAUUCGUUCCUUCUAGGCUAUCCGAUAUAAGUUAUUGUAAAUAGGAUUGUAUUGUAUCGGGUACUCUCGCCAAACGAAUUUUGUUUCAAAGGUGUCUGAUCUGCCACUUAAAAAACAUACACGCGAAAUCAGAUUGUUUAGGUAAACUAUGAUUAUUGAUGCGCGUUCGCUUUGUAGAAUCUUUCAUUGCGCUGUUGUGACUGUCAUUUUUUUUGUAGAUCUGAUUUGUAUUUUCUAUUCACUAUCGGCUUUUGUUUAGGUUAAGUUAUUCGUAUCAUCAGUAAAAGUGUUAACACGAAGGACCUUACUUAUAUUUGUUUUUAGUGAAGGCUGCUUGUUUCUUUUAUUGUCCAAAAUCAUCCAAAUGAAACAGAGGUGCCUUUUACACAGGGAGGAUUAUGAUAUCCUUUUACAUUACGUGAAUGGUGCGAUGUCUUUAUUGAUAAUGCGAAUUUCUUAUGUUACUCGUAUGUUAAUUUUAGUUUCAGUUCAAACCACGGUGUAAAAUAAGAGAGGUACAGGUUGAUGCAAUGUAGAGCGGGGCGUUUUCACUACGUUUUAUAAAAAUCAUGAUUACACACACAUAUGUCAAAAUGCAGAGAUAAAUUGAAGAGGACUAAAUUUCUUCAACCGUUCCAGAAUAGUACGUAUUUAUAUAUGCGUAGGUUUUCCGCAAAAACUUUGAAUACGUGGUGCACACGUGUUUUUGAUUGAUUCAUUUAUGCUUUCAUGUUUCUUUUGAGCCGGUCACUGUAAGAAUGGCACUAGACAUAAAAAUAUUAUGGGCCUCGCAGGGUUUAAUUUAUCUUCUAUAAAUUUCUUUAUAUGCUAUUUCAAUAAAUGCUCACGGUCAUAGAGAAAACUCUAAGCGGACUCUUACAUUGCAUCGACCGCAAUUUAACAAGCACCUCUCUUCAUUUUAAACUUCACAUUAAAGAUGACCAUAUCGUUAAUAAUUAAUCAUUAUAGAUUAAAUAAUCUUUAAGUAGUUAUCGUGUACAAUGAUUUUUCAAAUUAAGGCAUUUAAUUCCACCUGUGAUCACAAUUUUGGGUUUUGAUCAGUCUUUAUAUCAUCCACUGUGAUAAAUACUUGAAGCGAAUUUUAUGGUUUUUUUGAAAUUAUUUUAGCUACUCUUAGUUUUAUGUUAGUUUGUUGUAAAUUUUGUUAUUUUUAAAUUUGGGGCUCCCAUCGCAGUAAGUCCGGCUCGGUAAUAUUAUUCCCAUAUUUAUUGUCGCUUGAUUUUUAUUUUUGCAUGUCCUCCAGUGAUAGUUGUUUGUCAUGUGUUGUGAUUAUUGAUUUUGUUCUUUGGAAAUAUAACAAUUUUUACAAAAUGAUAAAAAUAAGGGAAGAGUUUUUUUCAAUACUUGGAAUGCUUUUAUAGGUAACUAGGGCACCAGAAAUGGUAAAAUUAUUUCCGUCCAUCUGCUGGAGAUGUAAUUUUUCAGAAAUGAAUUUAUUAAUCUGCAGUAAAUAUACUUUUCAAUAUGUACCUUGCUAACUGCUAAAAGACCGAAAAUUAUCACUAAUUACAUUCUUUGCAUGUGUUGUUAAACCAUUUAUUUACUAUUAUUGUUUGUCGCUAUUUUAAAGUGAAGCACUUAGGAUGCCUAAGCAGUCUGCAAGUCAAAGAUGUACAUUUUUGAGGUGGUUAAAAGGACACCAAGAAGGAAAAGAAAGGCGGGUGUUCGUUGAAAGUUGUAUUGUAAAUAAAAUAAGAGUUCAUAGUUAAGUUCAUUGUACAGUGUAUUUAUAAAUUUUUGUUUGUAAAAAAGUAAUGAACACUCGCUUUGGUCUUUUAAUCUGCACAGAAAAAAUAUUUGUGAAUAAUAUAAAAUACAUAGAAAUAGCAGCUUUUGUACUUUAGAUGGUAAUUAGAGUAAUUUUUAGUUGGUUUUUAUAAACAAAAUAGCACUGUAAAACUAUUUAUUAUUAUUCAUACUUUAAAUAGCCCUUCAUACUUGUACAAUUGUUAUUUUUAUAGUACUGAAAUAUAAAGUUUUUUUGUACCUUA
Messenger RNA from Photinus pyralis (common eastern firefly), 8834 nucleotides. It is a transcript of the gene Nipped-B, whose product is annotated as nipped-B-like protein A. The record is from RefSeq and is a predicted model, not a curated record. The coding region runs from base 646 to 6684 and encodes 2012 amino acids. Gene Ontology annotation, biological process: establishment of mitotic sister chromatid cohesion; replication-born double-strand break repair via sister chromatid exchange; regulation of gene expression. Gene Ontology annotation, cellular component: Scc2-Scc4 cohesin loading complex. Gene Ontology annotation, molecular function: chromatin binding. NCBI's taxonomy places the organism in Eukaryota, Metazoa, Arthropoda, Insecta, Coleoptera, Lampyridae. The transcript is spliced from 21 exons.